CAUGGGAGUGGUUUGGCUGCCGCUUUUAAACUAGAGCAGAUCUCCUCCUAAGAGCCAGUCAGCCACUAGCAGUACUCCGGGAUAGGACCAGCUUUGAAAAUCACCAUGCUUUUUAUGCUAGCUAUCAUAUCCUUGCUAAGUGAUCAAGUUUUCUUAACCCCUGUGCAAAACAAUGCCUUGUUUCAAUACAUUAAUGAUCACCAGAGUGAAUAUAUUCAGAGACUGAAGAACUGGGUGGCAAUAGAAAGUGACUCCAGUGAUCCUUCAAAGAGAGACCAAGUUCAACUCAUGAUGGAAAUGACAAAGGACUACAUUUUGAAGAUGGGUGGACACGUGGAGAUGGCAGAAAUUGGUGAACAAGAGUAUUCCCCAGGUAUAAAACUCCCACUACCACCAGUUAUUCUUGCACAAAUUGGAAAUGAUACAAACAAGCCUACUGUGUGUUUCUAUGGACAUAUGGAUGUACAACCUGCAAAGAAAGAGGAUGGCUGGAAAACAGAACCAUAUACUCUUGUCGAGGAGAAUGGAAACCUGUUUGGCAGAGGCACUUCUGAUGACAAAGGACAAAUUCUUGCUUUGCUGCAUGGAGUGGAAUCCCUUAAGAAAAUUGGUCUACCAGUAAAUGUGAAGUUCGUGAUUGAGGGAAUGGAGGAAGUAGGGUCACAAGGUCUUGAAAAACUUGUUGAGGACAAAAAAAACACCUUUUUCUCUGAUGUUGACUACAUUGUAGUGACAGAUACUCCCUGGCUAAGUAAAAAACCAGGUAUCACUUAUGGCGCAAGAGGAAACUGCUACUUUUAUCUGGAGGUUGAGGGUGCAAGGCGUGACCUACACUCUGGAGGCUUUGGAGGAACAGUUUAUGAGGCCAUGAGUGACUUAAUUUAUUUACUAGGUCAACUUGCGGAUGUCAAAGGUAAAAUUCUGAUUCCGGGUAUUUAUGAUGAUGUCUUACCUCUCACGGAACAAGAAAAAGAAUUAUACAAAAAUCUUGAAUUCAACCUUGAUGAUCUGAAAGCUGAUACAGGAGCGAAACAAUUUCUUCAUGACACAAAGGAGGAAAUACUCAUGUACAGAUGGCGAUAUCCUUCUUUAUCAAUCCAUGGCAUUGAAGGAGCUUUCUCUGGAUCAGGAACAAAAACUGUAAUUCCUGCAAAAGUUAUAGCCAAAUUCUCAAUUCGUCAAGUUCCCAAUAUGAAUCCAUCUGUCGUAGAAAAACAGGUAACAGAUUACUUGGAAAGCAAAUUCUCUGAACGCAAGAGCCCAAAUAAAAUUAAAGUAACCAUGGUUAUUGGAGCACAGCCCUGGUUAGCCAAUAUGAACGACCCUCUAUAUGUGGCUGCCCAGAAAGCAGUAAAAAAAGUGUUCAACACUGACGCAGACAUGAUCCGUGCUGGAGGAACAAUUCCAAUAGCCAAAAGUUUUGAGGAAAUUUUAGGAAAGACUGUCAUGUUACUUGGAAUUGGAGGGCCAGAAGAUGCUCCCCAUGGACAGAACGAGAAGAUAAGCAAGCACAACUACAUUGAAGGAACAAAGUUAUAUGGAUCUUUUCUUCAAGAAAUUGCAAACGCCUGGCCUUAACAUUUUCCGAAAUGUACCGAUAUGCUUUUCAAAGUUAAAAAUCAUCUAUACAGCAUCAGUGUCAUUUUAGCUAUGAUAAAGGCAUUUUAAAUCUAAUAUUAAGUAGGCUUAUCUACACAUUUCUACUUACCAGUUAAUAUCUCAAAUUAUUUAAAGGGAUCAAGUGAAUAUGUAACAUAAGAUGAAAAUUUCAUACUCUGCUUCAUUUUGCAUGAUUAGCCUCAGCUUUUGCAAAUGUCAGUAUUAAGUCAUGUACGCAUUCAAGGAAACCUUAUUAAUGGCAAUGUACCUGGAUGGCUUUAUAUGUCAUCUCGAAACUUACAUCAAGCACUCAUUAUUGUACUUGUAUUGAAAGCAUUGGCUUGCAGUUGUUUGCGGUAUACAUUAUGUGUUUCAUAGGUUAUAAGUAUAAAAUUAUUGUAAAUAUGGAUCUUGCUUUACUAAACAGUUACCUGAUAUUAGUAUGGCACCAUGUGUACAAAUAAAUACAUUUUGCAAAUAAA
Messenger RNA from Rana temporaria (common frog), 2081 nucleotides. RefSeq names its product cytosolic non-specific dipeptidase-like. Gene Ontology annotation, cellular component: cytosol. Bases 106 to 1578 code for a protein of 490 amino acids. NCBI's taxonomy places the organism in Eukaryota, Metazoa, Chordata, Amphibia, Anura, Ranidae. The transcript has 12 exons. Gene Ontology annotation, biological process: proteolysis. The record is from RefSeq and is a predicted model, not a curated record. Gene Ontology annotation, molecular function: metallodipeptidase activity.